AUGAGCACCGCCCUCCCUCGAUUGACUUCAGACCCUCCAACUGCCUGGAACGAUCAUGAGCAAUACGGAACCAUGAAUCGAGGACAUUCAAAGAGUACUUCUCAACACCCCGGGUCUAUGAUGCAUGGACCGGGCAGACAGCGGAAUGGCUUCAGCGGCAACGGUGAGAAGGCUGUGCCGGUACCGGGGUCGACGGUCUUUGGGAACGGCGCGGACAGAAAGAGCAGUAUCUCACAGGGCCAGCCGCUCUUUGAUAUAGCGAGGAGCCCUCCGACCACGUCGAGCAAGAAUACCAAACACGUCCCAUGUAAAUUCUUCCGUCAAGGGGCCUGCCAGGCAGGAAAUGCGUGCCCUUUCUCCCAUUCUCUCGACCCAAUGACGCAGCAAGCGCCUUGCAAGUAUUUCAUGAAGGGGAAUUGCAAGUUUGGCGCCAAGUGUGCGCUGGCUCACUAUCUUCCUGAUGGGCGACGAGUCAAUCGGGCAGACCUCGAUGCUGGUUUCGCCAUGUCAGGUCGAAACUUCAACUACGCAAAUCGAUCCGAACAAUCGCCAUUCCCCAGCCAAGAUCCAAGUCUGGGAGAUCCCAUACUCAAUCAACCGCCCUACGGCCAAGACUAUUUCCAAGGUUCAGGUUUCCCAUUGAUGGACAGUGACGAGGCGGACGCGUUUCAAGACCGGUACAACCAAUAUCAACCGCCCUCAGCCCUCGAUUCAGGGCUCAACUCCCCCCCAACGUCUCAGUUUGGUUCUCCGCCAAAUGAUUACCAAUUUCCCAAGUCGCCCGUCGAGAAUCUUCGAACCGCCCUCAAUGCCCCUCUGCCACAAUCCUUCGAUGCGAACGGAGUUUCCCACAUCGCGAAGUACGGGCCUCUCGGCCAGUCUGUCCCAGACAAGUUUGGCAUGCGAUCUCCAGCGUCUUCUUCGCUGUCUAGACAACUUGGAAGUCCUCCAGAAUCAAUUGUCAAUGUUCGAAACGCCAACUUGGGGUCCAAUUUGAGGAACGUGUCGCCUUUGGGUCUUUCGCCGCAGAAUGCAGAGGAGUCCAUUGGCCAGCGAAUUAUGCAUUCUCAGAGAACAGUUAAAACAAGAGGGCUAUCAGCAAGUGUUCCGCGCUCACAUCUUCCUUAUGAAUGGGAGGAAGGGGUGGGGGUGGAGACAGACCUACUUCCCAAUAGUCUGCACGACGAAGUACUUACUCCCCAGGAAAAGAUGCGCCGCGCUUCAAGGGCGGAUCAAGAGCACAGCUCCAAGGAUCAUGUCCACGCCCUGGCGAUUCCAAGUGGAACUUCUAGCAAAGUGGGAUCCCCACCAGCGGGAAGUCCUUCCAGAUUCAGUGCCUUAUGGGCUGAACAGAGGGAGAGAAAGGCUGCAGAGAACAAUGUGCCGUCCAGCUUCGGGCACGUUGGUUCACCUCUUCGUGGGUCCUGGAUGCCCAGCGAAUCGUCCACUCCGAGCGUACAGAUAUCUGGUAUAUCUCAGGCGAUGGCCCGGAUGCAGCUCAACCGAGUUGACUCGGGCGAAUCGAAUGGAUUGAGGGUCCAGUCGAGUGGUCUGAGACACUCGUCGGCGCCCAUUGGACGAUUUGACCGUGGGAUUUCCAGCCCUGGCUUGAGUUCAAAGAAGAUCGAUGAAGAGGUUGAAGGAGUAUUCUUCCCCAUGGACGGCGAUGACAAGACACCCAACUGGUCAGGCCAGUCACCUCGACUUGUGCCACAGCGCGACAGAAGCAACGGUGACUUGACGGGACAUAAAAAGGACACCACAGGACUCGAUGAGAAUGGGUUGAAGUCAAUAUGGGCUUUUCGCUCGUGA
Fonsecaea multimorphosa CBS 102226 is the source of this 1812-nucleotide messenger RNA. RefSeq lists its product as uncharacterized. The record is from RefSeq and is a predicted model, not a curated record. Bases 1 to 1812 code for a protein of 603 amino acids. The transcript has 3 exons. Gene Ontology annotation, biological process: protein polyubiquitination. Gene Ontology annotation, molecular function: metal ion binding; ubiquitin protein ligase activity. NCBI's taxonomy places the organism in Eukaryota, Fungi, Ascomycota, Eurotiomycetes, Chaetothyriales, Herpotrichiellaceae.